GGCAAUGAGGCAAAACUGGAAGGCAACGCUUGCCCUUUUAAAGUGGAACCAUUGUUAAUGUCACCUUCGCAUGAGAUUUUUGUGAGUAAAGAGGGAGGUUCGAGCUGCAGAAAACGAAGCAGAGCAAUAAAGGAAGAUGGCGAAAGAGGAACGAUUGAGAAAAGUAAAGAUAGGAGAAUGAGGGACAGAAUGAAUCAGAAAUACAAUGAGCUUCAAUCUAUGCUUCCUAAAACGUCCCUCUUCAAGGCAAGUCGAGAGAAGAUUGUUAGUGAAACAAUUGAACAUAUAAAAGCUCUUAAAGAAGAGUUACAAAGAUUGGAGGAGCAGAAGAAUUCAUCAACAUCAAUGGUUGCAAAAGGGAAACUGUCUACAUGUUCCAGCAACAAUUCCUCCAUUAAUGUCACUGUCUCUGGGGACAUUGUGUUCUUCGGAAUUCAAUCCUUGGCUCGACAAAGGUUAGUGACUGAUGUUUUCAUCAUCUUUCAUGAGCAGGGGACUGAAGUAUUGUCUGCAAAUGUUGCAGUUAACAAUGGCCUAUUAAUGUUAACAGUUACUGCAUUAGUGAAUGGGAAUAAGGAUACCAUUAUUGAGAAGAUUAAGAGAGACAUACUGAUUCUAUAGCCUGUAAAUCUAUAUAGACCAUGUUGAAGCUUAAUUUUCUUAUGGGUUUGUUUUUGAAGAAGGGUAGUGAAAUUGGUAUAUUAAAAAAAAGGUCAACAUAUAUAAGUAGCUAGGUAGUUAUAUGAACAGACAUAUUUUGUCAAGGCAACACAUUUUGAAGAGGAUCAAGAUGUUGAAUUUGAUCUUUCUAGGUAUUGAUUUAACGAAUAAAUUAGUGGAGACAGGAUUGUCAUUGCUUCUAUUUCUAUGAUCAUUUCUCCGAUCGACGACAUCUUGAUUAGCAGUUGAAACAAGAGACCAUGUUUUGUUUCUAGGUAGUAAUAUCAGGGAAGUGCAAACUGAAAAGAAGCUAUUAUGUAACAUAUCUAGUUUAUAAAGCUAAUGAAAAUUGAAGCUGCCAAUGUUACUCUUUUCAA
Mangifera indica (mango) is the source of this 1037-nucleotide messenger RNA. RefSeq names its product basic helix-loop-helix protein A-like. The record is from RefSeq and is a predicted model, not a curated record. The transcript has 2 exons. Gene Ontology annotation, molecular function: protein dimerization activity; DNA-binding transcription factor activity. Bases 58 to 621 code for a protein of 187 amino acids. NCBI's taxonomy places the organism in Eukaryota, Viridiplantae, Streptophyta, Magnoliopsida, Sapindales, Anacardiaceae. Gene Ontology annotation, biological process: endosperm development; regulation of DNA-templated transcription.